Anthonomus grandis grandis is the source of this 2075-nucleotide messenger RNA. RefSeq names its product polyubiquitin-C (gene Ubi-p63E). The record is from RefSeq and is a predicted model, not a curated record. The coding region runs from base 167 to 1996 and encodes 609 amino acids. Lineage: Eukaryota; Metazoa; Arthropoda; Insecta; Coleoptera; Curculionidae. Gene Ontology annotation, cellular component: cytoplasm; nucleus. The transcript is spliced from 2 exons. Gene Ontology annotation, molecular function: protein tag activity; ubiquitin protein ligase binding. Gene Ontology annotation, biological process: modification-dependent protein catabolic process; protein ubiquitination.
GGAGGGGGAAGGCUAGUCUAUAAAAGCAAUCUGCUUGGGCUUCCUGCGCCAUAUUGAAUCGUUUGCGCUUGAAGAGUACGUUGAGAGAAGAAUAUUAACGCGAAUCGUUUAUAAUUCGUUUAAAUUUGUGUAAAUCCUAUUAAAUAUUGUGAAUUAAAGAAACAGAAUGCAGAUCUUUGUUAAGACCUUAACUGGUAAAACCAUCACCUUGGAGGUUGAGCCUUCAGACACCAUUGAAAAUGUAAAAGCCAAGAUCCAGGACAAAGAGGGAAUCCCCCCAGACCAGCAGAGGUUGAUCUUUGCCGGCAAACAAUUAGAAGAUGGAAGAACCCUUUCUGACUACAAUAUCCAGAAAGAAUCUACUCUCCACUUGGUUCUAAGAUUGAGAGGUGGUAUGCAGAUCUUUGUGAAGACAUUAACUGGCAAGACCAUUACUUUGGAAGUAGAGCCAUCUGAUACCAUUGAAAAUGUCAAGGCUAAGAUCCAAGACAAGGAGGGUAUUCCUCCAGAUCAACAAAGGUUGAUCUUUGCUGGAAAACAAUUGGAAGAUGGAAGGACAUUGUCUGAUUACAACAUUCAGAAGGAAUCUACUCUUCAUUUGGUUCUGAGGUUAAGAGGUGGUAUGCAAAUCUUCGUCAAAACCUUGACUGGAAAAACUAUUACUUUGGAAGUUGAGCCAUCUGACACCAUUGAAAAUGUUAAAGCCAAAAUCCAGGAUAAGGAAGGCAUUCCUCCAGACCAGCAAAGGUUGAUCUUUGCUGGAAAGCAGUUGGAAGAUGGAAGGACCUUGUCUGACUACAACAUCCAAAAAGAGUCUACACUUCAUUUGGUCCUCAGGUUAAGGGGAGGCAUGCAAAUAUUUGUAAAAACUUUGACUGGUAAAACUAUUACCUUAGAAGUUGAACCUUCAGAUACCAUUGAAAAUGUUAAGGCCAAAAUCCAGGAUAAGGAAGGUAUUCCCCCAGACCAGCAAAGAUUGAUUUUUGCGGGCAAACAGUUGGAAGAUGGCAGAACUCUUUCUGACUAUAACAUCCAGAAAGAAUCCACCCUUCACUUGGUGUUGAGAUUAAGAGGAGGCAUGCAGAUCUUUGUGAAAACAUUGACUGGCAAAACUAUUACCUUAGAAGUUGAACCAUCUGAUACCAUUGAAAAUGUUAAAGCCAAAAUUCAAGAUAAAGAAGGAAUUCCCCCAGACCAACAAAGGUUGAUUUUUGCCGGGAAACAAUUGGAAGACGGAAGGACAUUGUCUGACUAUAACAUUCAAAAGGAAUCCACUCUCCAUUUGGUUUUGAGAUUGAGAGGAGGUAUGCAAAUUUUUGUCAAGACCUUGACUGGUAAAACUAUUACACUGGAGGUUGAGCCAUCAGAUACUAUUGAAAAUGUUAAAGCUAAGAUUCAGGACAAAGAGGGAAUUCCACCAGACCAACAGAGGUUGAUUUUUGCAGGAAAACAGUUGGAAGAUGGCAGAACUCUUUCUGACUACAACAUUCAGAAGGAAUCCACCCUUCACUUGGUGUUGAGAUUGAGAGGAGGUAUGCAGAUUUUUGUUAAGACAUUAACUGGAAAAACCAUUACACUGGAGGUUGAGCCCUCUGACACCAUUGAAAAUGUUAAAGCUAAAAUCCAGGAUAAGGAAGGCAUUCCUCCAGACCAGCAAAGGUUGAUCUUUGCAGGAAAACAGUUGGAAGAUGGAAGGACUCUUUCUGACUAUAACAUCCAGAAAGAAUCCACCCUCCACUUGGUGUUGAGAUUGAGAGGAGGUAUGCAGAUUUUUGUCAAAACCUUGACUGGUAAAACUAUUACCCUAGAAGUUGAGCCAUCAGAUACUAUUGAAAAUGUCAAGGCUAAAAUUCAAGACAAAGAAGGAAUUCCUCCAGAUCAGCAGAGGUUGAUCUUUGCUGGAAAGCAACUAGAAGAUGGAAGGACCCUUUCUGACUACAACAUCCAGAAGGAGUCCACCCUUCACUUGGUCUUGAGAUUGAGAGGUGGAUAUUGAUAUAUAAAAUGUAUUUUUUUCUUUAAAGGCUGAUUUUUUAAGUUUUUGCUAAUAAAGGUUCCUUAUUAUAACAUAGAAA